Phyllostomus discolor (pale spear-nosed bat) is the source of this 3104-nucleotide messenger RNA. RefSeq names its product adhesion molecule with Ig like domain 3 (gene AMIGO3). Gene Ontology annotation, biological process: brain development. The record is from RefSeq and is a predicted model, not a curated record. The transcript has a single exon. Bases 629 to 2149 code for a protein of 506 amino acids. Gene Ontology annotation, molecular function: protein binding. NCBI's taxonomy places the organism in Eukaryota, Metazoa, Chordata, Mammalia, Chiroptera, Phyllostomidae.
GGGGAAUGACACCCAACCUCCCCCAGAAGUCCUAAUCACAGUAAGGACCCACAGCUGGGGUACCAGUUUAAGGAGGCACAGGUGCCACCAGAAGGUAGUGCAAGCCCACCUGCCCCCUGAUACACAUUAACCCUUUGAAGGGAACAGCCGCUGAAAGGCUUGCUUGCCAGGCCGCCCUGCUACUGUUCAGAGAUGGGCGCUGCAGGAACCUGGCGACCAAGCGCAGGCUGAGGCAUCGGGGCCAGAGUUGCACCCCCUCUGGCGGCCACGGGGUAGCCAGGUCCCGGGGGCGUGGUCACCCCGCCCCCUCCAGCAGGAGCCAAUGGGAGUCCAAGGCUCCGCCCCUGAGUAAUUGGCUCCGUGAGAGUAUUUAGGAGCGAAGCGUUCACGGAAAAACUCGGGAGAGCUGGGGAGAUCCGAGAAGGGAGUGCUGAGAGCGCAGGGGGCCCCAGAUCAACCUGGAACUGGGGGCCGGGAGCGGCCAGCUGUACGGGUCGACUUCACAUCUUGCCUUCCCUGCCAUCGGCGGCCUUUCAGCGCCACCCACGUUGAGCCGGGGCACAAGGGGGUGAGUCCCGGCGCAGCGACCCGCGUAGAGUUACUGGUCCCACCCCAGGUCAUCCGCGCCAUGGCCCGGCUGGUGCUGCUGGGCGCACUGCUGUGCACGCUGCGCGUGGGAUCAAGCACCCUGGACUCCGAGACCUUAUCGAGCCCCACGCCCCAUAACUGCCCCUACAAUUGCACCUGUGCCGCCGACCUGCUGAGCUGCGCGGGCCUUGGGCUGCAGGACGUGCCAGCCGAGUUACCUGCGUUUGCUGCCGACCUGGACCUGAGCCACAAUGCGCUCCAGCACCUGCCGCCCGGCUGGCUAACGCCCCUCUCCCGGCUGCGUGCCCUGCGCCUGGGUCACAACGAGCUGGAAGCGCUGAGUCGCGGAGUCUUUAUCAAUGCCAGCAGCCUGCGGCUGCUCGAUUUAUCAUCGAACGUGCUGCGGAGGCUCGGCCGCCACGACCUCCACGGACUGGGGGCACUCGAGAUGCUGCUUCUGUUCAACAACCGCCUGGCGCACUUGGACCAGCUCGCCUUCCGGGGCCUGGGCAUGCUCCGCCGGCUCUACCUCGGCAGCAACGAACUGGCCAGCUUCUCUUUCGACCACCUGCACGGUCUAAGUUCCACCCACCUCCACACCCUGGAUCUCUCCUCCAACCACCUGGGGCAAAUCAGCAUACCCGACCUGGCGGCGCUGCCGGCCUUUCUCAAGAACGGCCUUUACCUGCACAACAACCCGCUGCCCUGCGACUGCCGCCUCUACUACCUGCUGCAGCGGUGGCACCAGCGGGGGCUGAGUGCCGUGAGCGACUUUGCGCGUGAGUACAUGUGCCUGGCUUUCAAGGUGCCCACAUCGCGCGUGCGCUUCUUCGAGCCCAGCCGCGUCUUCGAGAACUGCUCGGCCGCCCUGGCUCGGGGCCUGGAGCAGCCGGAGGAGCAGCUGCAAGUGCAGGUGGGUCAGCCCCUGAGGCUGCACUGCAACACCAGCGCCCCCGCCCUGCGCGUGGCCUGGGUCUCCCCGCAGCACGAGCUGCUGGUGGCGCCAGGGUCCCCCAACGGCAGCAUCGCGGUGAUGGGCGACGGCAGCCUGGCCAUCAGCAGCGUGCAGCCGUGGCACGAGGGUGUCUUUGUGUGCCUGGCCACCGGGCCCCACCUGCACCACAACCAAACACACGAGUACAACGUGAGCGUGCACUUCCCGCACCCGGAGCCCGAGGCCUUCAACACCAGCUACACCACGCUGCUGGGCUGCGCCGUGGGCCUGGUGCUGGUGCUGCUCUACCUGUUCGCCCCGCCCUGUCCCGGCUGCCGCCGCUGCUACCGCCGCACCUGCCACUGCUGGCCCCGGGCGCCCAGCCCGCUCCAGGAGCUGAGCGCACAGUCCUCGGUGCUCAGCAGCACGCCCCCCGACGCACCCAGCCGCAAGGCCAGUGUCCACAAGCACGUGGUCUUCCUGGAGCCGGGCAGGAAGGGCCUCGACGGCCGCGUGCAGCUGGCCGUCGCCGAGGACUUCGACCUCUACAACCCCAUGGGCCUGCGGCUCAAGGCCGCCUCGGAGUCCACCAGCUCCACGGGCUCUGAGGGGCUGGUGAUGGCCUAGGCUGCCCGGGGCCCCGGCCUGGGUCACUGUCUGCCUGCUGCUCGCCCCACACCCUGCUGCCGUGCAGAGUACCGCCAGGGGCCGGCGGGGAGCACGGGCUGGGUCCUCCAGCCACCGGAGUGAGCCUCCACCUGCUCCACGGUAGCCCCACUCACCGGUGGGGGGGUUGGGGUCCCCAACCACCCUCCUGUCUCACCUCAGCACAGGGCUGCCUGCACCCCCUUCCCUUCGGGUGUGAGGACUGGAACCAGGGCCCGCCUGGGACAGCCCUUGCACUGGAGCCCCGGGGCACCCUCAGGGGCCGAGGCAGCCACCCAGGAGGGGUGGGAAGGGCUGAGGUAUCAGCACGUCCCCCUCCCCAAGGAAACAGCAAGGGAGCAGGCACCGAGAGAAGGGGGGAGGGCUCCCAAGGAAGACCUGGCCCCCACCCGCAGGCCGGGAGGAAGAAACGAGCCCUCCGCUGGUGAGAGCAGACUCCACCCACCAAUAUCCAACCUGCUUCCAGUUCCCAAAUCCACGCCGAGUCCGGAGGGUAGGCAUGAGGCUCCUCCGCAGACCCCGGGGGUCUGUCCUGGGCCCAGACAGGGUGGCCCUGCUGCCUCUGAGGCCAGGUGCAUCACAGGCCACUCUGUGGGCACAGCCUCUCCCGAGGGCUCACGGACAGCAGUCAGGGGCACGGUGGCCGGCGCCCCCAGCUUGUUAGCAGUGAAAAGCCUGCUGAGCAAUGGCCCAGAUGGGAGGGCGGGGCCGGGCCUCCCUGUCCCCUGGGGGUAGAAGCCUCUUAAGGGCUGGCACCAGUCUCAGUCUAAUGACUUCGUGUGGCUCUCACCCUCUCCUACCGCUGCAGGAAGGCAGGGAGGGGGCUGGGAACCCCUCCUGUGUGGGGGCUGAGCUGGGGGCCCCCGGAGGGCCCUGAAUCUGGUUGUCACGGAGUUUCUUAAUAAAGGUAGCUCAU